GUAAACAGUAAACAUGGCGCAGAAGAGCUGCACGCCGGAGCUCCUGUCCGGGGCCGAGUUGAUGAAACAGGGGGCGGAGGCCCGGCUGUACCGGACCCGGUUCUUGGGGAAGCCCACCGUGGUGAAGCAGCGGUUCCCGAAGCGGUACCGACACCCGGUUCUGGAUGAGAAGUUGACCCACCGCAGGACGACGCAGGAGGUCCGCUCCAUCCUCCGCUGCCGCAAAGCAGGUAUCUCCGCCCCUGUUGUCUACUUCGUGGACUACGCCUCCCACUGUAUUUUCCUGGAGGACAUUGUGUCGUCCUCCACCGUACGGGACUACAUCGCCUCGUGUCCGGACCAGGACCAGGACCUGGACCUUCUGGUUCAGAAGGUGGGUCGGAUCCUGGCUCGGAUGCACGACGAGGACGUGAUCCACGGAGACCUUACAACUUCCAACAUGCUGCUGCGGCUCCACCCUGAUGGCACCAAACCCAGACACGAACCGGACCUGGUCCUCAUCGACUUCGGCCUGAGCUACAUCUCGGCUCUGCCCGAGGACAAGGGCGUGGACCUGUACGUCCUGGAGAAGGCGUUCCUCAGCACCCACCCCAACACCGAGGCCCUGUUCCAGACACUUCUCCACAGCUACACAGCGGCGUCCAACAAGUCCAACGCCGUCAUUAAGAAACUGGAUGAGGUUCGGUUGAGAGGCAGGAAACGCUCGAUGGUUGGAUGAGACAAACAAAACCGAAGAAGAGACGACAGACAUUAAUGUGUCAAAAAGACUCAAGUUCCAUCACAAAAUGAAAGAGGUUUGUAAAGAAAGGAAUCUGUAAAGUUCAUCCACACAAAGACAAACACUGGAGAUAAAACCAUGAGAAAUACCGGUUUAUAUCAUGUCUUUUUUUUUUUAAUAUCGUUAUCAUUUUCCUUGGACAUCAGCGAUAUAAUCCUCUGUCUGUCAGGUGUAUGUUGUUUAUGUCAAAUAAAACUCAGUGAUUUUCA
Messenger RNA from Sphaeramia orbicularis (orbiculate cardinalfish), 987 nucleotides. It is a transcript of the gene tp53rk, whose product is annotated as TP53 regulating kinase. Bases 14 to 718 code for a protein of 234 amino acids. Lineage: Eukaryota; Metazoa; Chordata; Actinopteri; Kurtiformes; Apogonidae. The transcript has 2 exons. Gene Ontology annotation, biological process: protein phosphorylation. Gene Ontology annotation, cellular component: cytosol; nucleus; EKC/KEOPS complex. The record is from RefSeq and is a predicted model, not a curated record. Gene Ontology annotation, molecular function: ATP binding; protein serine/threonine kinase activity.